AUGGAUGGGCAGGGUCAGCAGCAGCAGCAGCAGAAGCGGGGUCCUGCCGAAUCGCAUCAUCGUGCCCGUUUUCGGGAAAUGAAAAUACGCGAGUAUGAGAAUCGUUUGCGCCUGUAUUCAAGCCCCGAUAAGGUAUUCCGCUACUUUGCCACCAUCAAAAUGAAGAACCAUGCUGGCCGCUGGGAGGUGUACAUGACGCCGCAGGACUUUCUGCGCUCCAUAACGCCCGGAUCCGAACGGCAGCCGGAGAACCUGGGUCUCGAUCAAUUCCACAAGGUAACCGAGGAGCAUAUCAGAAAGUAUAGCUGCCCGUCGUUGGACAAGAACAGCAUUUUCUAUAAGUUCCAAAAGGACGGACUGCUCACCCUGGGGGACUAUCUGUUUCUGAUCAUGCUGCUGGCCGUACCGGAGCGUUACCUGGAGCUGGCCUUUCGCCUGUUCGACAUUAAUGGCGAUGGCGAUUUAUCCUUCGACGACAUGAAUCUAUAUCUCACCAAAGUCUGCCAGGGCGAUGGCCAUGUGCGCAACAUGCACCUCAAUCACUUCUUCUUUGGGCCCAAUCUCACGCAGAAGCUCAACGUGAAUGUGUUCUUGGAAUUUCAGCGAACACUGACCCGAGAGGUGCUGCUGCUCGAGUUCCAAACACUGUUGAAGGGCUCCAGGACGGUGCUCAGCGAGGUGGCCUUCGCCAAGGUGGUGCUGGCCUAUUCGGCGGCCAACAACUAUGAAAAUUCCGCAAUGCUGCUGCGCGUGCAGCAGAAAUACAAGAACUCCGAUCGGGGCGUAACAUUGGAAGAAUUUCUGGACUUUUUUCUCUUCCUCAAGGAUAUGGCCGCCGUGGACUCGGCCCUGACGUUCCACUAUAUGAGCGGAUUGAAUGUGUCGCGACAGACGCUCAGUCACAUCGCCCAUGUGGUGGUGGGCGUGCAAUUGACUGAUCACAUUAUCGAUAUCAUUUUCACCAUCUUCGAUACGGAUGACAAUGGUGUGCUGAGUCGCAAAGAGUUCUAUGAGACGUUGCGCGAUCGCAUGUCGCGUAGCUCCAAAAAGAAGGCACCCCAUUUGGCGUCCGUUAUGGGCGUUGCAUGCAAGUGUGCCGCCCAGGUGUUGAUCGAUCAAUAUUUAAACUGA
Drosophila obscura is the source of this 1131-nucleotide messenger RNA. Its product is annotated as calcium uptake protein 1 homolog, mitochondrial. NCBI's taxonomy places the organism in Eukaryota, Metazoa, Arthropoda, Insecta, Diptera, Drosophilidae. The transcript has a single exon. Gene Ontology annotation, molecular function: calcium ion binding. Bases 1 to 1131 code for a protein of 376 amino acids. The record is from RefSeq and is a predicted model, not a curated record. Gene Ontology annotation, biological process: calcium import into the mitochondrion; mitochondrial calcium ion homeostasis. Gene Ontology annotation, cellular component: uniplex complex.